AUGUUGGCGUUGAAGGCGGUGCCGAGCCUGUGGCAGCAGGCGCUGCUCAUGGGCAGCGAGGGGGCGAACUCUCAACGAGGGAACUUCCGCAAGCGGUGGGCCCGCGAUAAAUUCAACCGGGUCAUCGAUGUCAAGGAGAAGGAGGGGAGCCCCACCUACUUGGGCAAGAGCAAGGGCAAUAUGACGAGCAUCGAGGACAUGCUGAAGAAGGAGGGCCCAGAGGACACCGCCAAGCGCGUGACUAAGUGCACUGCCUCGGGGGGGCCUUGGAUCGAGUGGGGCGACGCGCGGGGCGGCAAGGGCGCUCCAGCUAUCGGCGCAGGUGGCGCGGGUGAGCCCCUGGAUGGUGAGAUCGAGCCAGAGCCCGAGAGGGGCGCCGCGCCGAAAGCCAAGGGCAAGGCAGCGGCCGGGAUGAGGGGGGCAGCAGAGGCGCGCGAGCAGCCGAACGUGGCCAAGAAACAGAGCAGCCCGAUGGUCCCCGCCAACAUGGCGGUCAUCAAAUCUACGACUGAAUGGGAAUGGGCUAUCGACGAGCACUCCCAUAACGACCUGAUUUGUGCCAUCGCUGCGCUUGAGAGGGCAGUGGCGUGCGACCCCUUCACGCAGACGUUCUUGAGCAUAGACGUCGGCGAGCUGAAGCAGGAAUACAACGAGGGCCAGAUCGCGGCUCAGCGUGGCUCAGUGUCUCAGAUGCUCGACGCGUUGGUGAAGAAGGUCGCGGUGGAGACGCAGUCGCUGGUGAAUGGGCACGCUGUGCGCAUGAAGGCUGUGACUGCUGCGUGA
This is a messenger RNA of Prorocentrum cordatum, 783 nucleotides long. NCBI's taxonomy places the organism in Eukaryota, Dinophyceae, Prorocentrales, Prorocentraceae. The record is from the annotation of a GenBank genome assembly.